Molecule: messenger RNA, 726 nt
Organism: Penicillium atrosanguineum
Lineage: Eukaryota; Fungi; Ascomycota; Eurotiomycetes; Eurotiales; Aspergillaceae
Product: GNAT family N-acetyltransferase
Exons: 3
Coding region: 1-726 (241 amino acids)
Molecular function (GO): acyltransferase activity, transferring groups other than amino-acyl groups
Source: RefSeq, a predicted model, not a curated record
AUGUCAAUCGAAAUUGUUCCACUGGCCGAGGCCGAUAUCCCCGGUGCCGUAGACUGCUUGCAAAGAGCCUUCUCCGAUGACCCCUACUUCCAAUGGGUAUUCAACGAACCUUCAAAGUUCAACAUCGAACGAAACGCAGCUUCUCUCGCGUCACACUUCCGAUAUGCAAUCAAUUGCGACGAUCCCUUGUUUGUUGCCCGGGUAAGCCGCGCUGCCAGCGAAGUCAAGACCGAUCACGAGAUAAAAUUGCCAGCGGGUAGCAUCGUCGGGGUAAGCUGGUGGUGUUCCCCUCGGGAGGUCUCUGUGCCUCAGACCUGGUCUGUGUGGGCGCAAGAUUGGCUCCUAUCCUUCCGACAACUCAUGAACAAUAUCCUGUUCUGGGGCCGUGGUGGAUUGAAUGCCUCACGGUACUGGGUCUAUAAGCAGGUGCAGCGGGAGACACAAAAGGAGAUUUGGAAGGAUCCGCGCGGGUACUAUUUCUGCAACGUCCUUUGCGUCAGCUCUGCUGUUCGUGGCAUGGGGGUUGGAAAGCGACUUAUGGACAUCGUUAUGGACAAGGCGGAUGCGGAGGAGAUGCCAUGUUACCUCGAGAGUUCGAAGGGGUAUCCCAACGUUCUCAUCUAUGAGAAGAUGGGAUUCGAGUUGGCCAAGGAGAUUGAGUGUGUUGAGGGUGGAGAUGUUUGCAGGCUGUAUUGCAUGCUUCGGCAGCCAAGGUCCAAGACUUGA